Messenger RNA from Nasonia vitripennis (jewel wasp), 1966 nucleotides. RefSeq lists its product as uncharacterized. The coding region runs from base 389 to 1687 and encodes 432 amino acids. The record is from RefSeq and is a predicted model, not a curated record. Lineage: Eukaryota; Metazoa; Arthropoda; Insecta; Hymenoptera; Pteromalidae. The transcript is spliced from 5 exons.
UCUAAUAUUCAAUUGAUUCGAAAUCGAGCAGUUAUAAGUAAAAGUACUCACUACUGACACAAACAGCCCCUAUACUGUAGCGAAAAAAUUCAGUAAAACGCUGUGUAAAGCACCCAUGCGUUGGCCGCCGGACUAUAUAGUAGUACAGAAAUAUGCGUAAAUAGCUCGGACUGUUUAUCUUCCUGGUACUUAUACAGAUUGUGCGGACAUAAGUCACAAGUACAUACAAACUAGACUAAAAAACACCGCGAGCACAAAGAAAAGGCAGCAGUCUUCUUCGCGCCUCUGAUGCGACUGCACGUUACCUAUAUACUUAUGAGUAUAGCUUGUCGAAACCUGCAGUCAAAGCAUCGUCAGUCUGAGUUUUAUUUUGUUCUAUAAGCGCGCGAUGGAUGCGCCUCACGUGUUAGUUGUCGAAGAGCUGAUGGUCGACUCUCUGAUGUUCGAAUUCGAAACUGAUCUAAUGGGUAGCUAUCUGAGCAGCAGAAAUUCCUCGAUCGACAAUGAUCAUGGUCCAGCAGGGAAGUCAAGAGAAAAGGUCGUUGAUGACUUGGACGAUACGGUGAAGAUGGACUUGACGCCCGACGAUGAACCGAAAACUCCAGAGGACGACGAUCAAGAUGAAGGUGAUUGUUUUUCUCCAAGUAUGAGUAAAACUACUGACGAAGACCAAAAUAUUGGACUUGAUGCCGCCAGCGAAAUUUUCGACAAAUCUGCGCUGGUUGAUCAACCGAAUGGUGAUCUGAUGUUAAGAAGAGAGAUCGAAUUAACGGAAGACGUAGAUGAGAGUAAAACCGAUGAGGACUAUGAAGAAUUCGAUCCUAUCGAUUAUUUUAAUUUUAAAUCUGGCCCAACGGAAAAGUCGAACAAAGUCCUUAUGGCAGAAGAAGAAUUGCAUGAAGCAUCAGUGAAUUUCGAUCUAGACCUAUUGCCAAGGCCUGAUCAGGAAACUGCAGUCCAAGAUGUUUUAAAUGAAUGUACAACAGAAGAUAACACCACAUUUGGCAUUGUAAAUUCUUGCAAUAACAAAGUCGAUGAUGAUGAAUCCGAUCAAGAGAUGAGGCUGUUAGUAGAGCAGCAAGACAAUAGCCAAACGAGUGAUUUGGGUACUGCAGGGUGUAAAAACGAUGAAGAGUGCGAUUCGAAUCAUGGAAUCGUUUGUGUGAAAACAAGCGAUUACACUGAUGAAUCUGAUCAAGAAGUGGAAAAAAACCAGUCAUUGGUCGAACAAGAAGCUGUGCAGGACAAUGACCAAGCUGAAAAGAUCAUUGAGCCAGUGAAAGCAUCAGGCAAACUUGAAGAUAACUUGACGCCCCCAAUAUCACCAAAGCUAAAUCAAGACAACGAUGUAACCAACAAUGGAGAUCCUGUGGAUAUCAGUAGAGAUGAUGAUGAUACUUAUCAACAAGAUGAAGCUACAAAAAAAGAACCUAACAAGAAGAAACUGCAAGUAAUACCUGUAAAAGGCAAGGUGUACAACACCAGAAGGAGAAAGAUGAGGAAGAUAAAAGUAUCUCCAGAUCUGGGUUCGGAAAUAUCCAGCACAUCGAGUAGCAGUGACGAGGAGGACAGUUCCUGGAGUGACACAACAACCUCCAUGGAUUCCAGUGAGCAAACAGACUGCAGUAGCGAUUCUUUUUCAGAAGAGCCCUUUAUUUGCACGAGAUAUAAUUUGCGAAAUCGAUAAAUUAUACUUGUUCAUUGUAUUUUUUUUUGUAAAUUGUUGUUGACAAGCCUUUUUUAUUUUAUACUUGCGUUUCUGACUUGCUGUAUAAAUACAAGCUAUUUACAAGUUUUAGGAAUAGGAUUAGUGAUUGCGAUGGUACAAAUGCGUUACUAUAUUGAUAUUGAAUAGCAAGAAAAAAUUCAGUACAAUAAGAUAUAGAAUAAAAGAUAAAACCAGACGGUUUUAAGUAUAUAUUUAUUAUAGUUUUGUAAUACAAAUAAUAAAUAAUUACAAAAUUGA